UGUUCAUCGUCCUGGGAAGAAGAAGAAGAAGAAGAAGAAGAAUUUUCCUGUGUUACCCAAGACGCUCCAGCAAAAUGGAUUAUUACCAGGAAGUACCUCAGCAAUUCUCAGAGAUGUCCGGCUUGAAUGAAGAAUCGGCUCUUCCAAUACAAAGCUCCGUGAGUGUCAUUCAGACGCAGGAUGAAUCAAGAAGUAGAAAGACGACGCUCAUCUUCUUUGCCAUCUGUUUACUUUUAUUCCUGAGCCUCCUCAUUGGAAUUGUGAUCUACGUCACUACUACAUCAAAGAAAGGAGACGUGACUCAGGAAACACAGGAACCUGGUACCUAUGCCUUUAAUCCACCAGCACCACAGUACCAGAGUUCAACGUCUUUAAAGCCUGCGAAAUCCCCUACCGCCGCGAGCACAACCCCCACCACCUACAAGCCACAGAUUCCUUCUUCGCAGGUUCAGCAUUACCUUCCACCAUUGUUGUGCGAGACCUCCAUCGGUAAUGCUCUGACGGUCGGUGAGCUGACUCCGUACUGCGACUUCUUUAUCGUAGACUUUGAUUUCAAGGCAUCCACUCAUCCUCAGUAUAAUUACAUUCUCAAAGUGGAACUCCAUGAGGGAGACAAGAUGGAGGAAUUCAUGAACAAGAAAGCAGGGCUGGCAAGCAAAGUCGUUGUGGGUUUACCGUACAACAGCGUGCGAGACCUCAAUCUGAAAGAUGAUGCACAAAGGACUGCAUUGGCGAGAGGCAUCAGUCAAGUUCUCCUGGACGAAAAGUUGGAUGGCGUCAUGCUUUAUCACGACGAGCUUUCUGACGCGGAUGCUUCCAAAGCGAAGUCAAUGCUAUUGAGCAUGACUACUGAGUACAAUGGUGGGUACUACACGUUGUUCAAGUUCAAGAUCAGUAACAUCGCCGCGCGUCCGAAAAUUCAAGAGUUCCUGUGGAGGGCAAGUCAGAUGGACGCAGUGUUUGUGGUCAUUGAAACGCUAAGCAAGAUCAUGCCUAACCCGCUGCUCCCAAAUACGUUCUGCGAAAGUCGUGAAAGCAACUAUUCCAUCGUUCGGACGCUGGAAGACGUUGUGGCCACAAAGAAAGCAUCGGGAAUGGGACCCGUCGGCAUCGGCCUCCGUCUUUUCAUGUUUAAAUGUGCGGGCGACAUAUACGAUCAGAAGCCUAUCAAAGAAUGCAAUCCAAUGCCACAUGAAUGGAAGGCCACAAGGAAGCUCUGCCGAUUGGGAGCCAACGACGCUGAAGGCAUCGGCUGGAGCUUGGGAACUGUGAUGUACACGGACGCCGUCAAUAAGAAAUGGAAGGACGUUCACUUCUUUGAGAGUGACUACACCCUGGCCACGAAGGGAGAGAAGAUCAUGUCGUACCUGCUAGAUGAAAGUGUCGAUUCCUUCAUCGUUCUCUAUGGAUUCGAGAACGACCUAAUGGAUAAUUAUACGGACUGCUCGCGUCCAAUGUUUGCCUACACUAGCGCAUUGCAAGGGAAGGUCGGACCAAUUGCAAGCCGGAUGCACCAGGGGUGACUAUCAACAAGGCCGCAUGGAUUCCUUGGCCGCAUUUUGUCCUUCAACCGUUUCACUGCCGGAAUUAUAAAAACG
Ornithodoros turicata is the source of this 1598-nucleotide messenger RNA. RefSeq lists its product as uncharacterized. Bases 75 to 1523 code for a protein of 482 amino acids. The record is from RefSeq and is a predicted model, not a curated record. NCBI's taxonomy places the organism in Eukaryota, Metazoa, Arthropoda, Arachnida, Ixodida, Argasidae. The transcript is spliced from 16 exons.